AUUUGACCCCGAGUCAUUCUUCAGCUUCUUAAAGGACAAGCAAGAUUGGUAGAUUUAACCCUGAUGCAUUAAGAUAACUCGAACACAAAUACAAAAUGUGCCAUUUGUUUUCGGCGGGAGAUCAUAGUGGUAUAGUGGCUUUCUCCUUGCCAACGUGGUUUCACUGCGAGAACGCAAAAUAAAACACCUAUUCAGCGGGGCAGUACGCUAGACUGGGGCUAUAUUUCCUGUUUGCAGACCUACAUGGUUGCCUGGGACCAAGGUGAUAUUUAAUCUCCCGUUUAUUCUUCACGUGAACCCCUGGGUGUGUUCUUCAGGGAUCAGCAACUCGAAAACUAUAAAAACCUAUGCACGUACGAGACGCAUUAUUGUACUAAGUCGGCCAGUGCAACUUUCACUGAGUUUCCGCCUGUGAGUUCACCAGCAUGGCUUCAAAUUGCUCAGGAUGUGGACCUGGAUAUAAAAGUCCUCUGGAUGCCAUGAAAGGUCCUCGAGAGGAGAUUGUCUACCUGCCAUGCAUUUAUCGCAACACAGAGAUUCAGAAACCUGACUAUCUUGCAACUGUAGAUGUUAAUCCACAGUCUCCCAAUUUUUGCAAGGUGAUUCACAGGUUACCCAUGCCCAAUUUAAAGGAUGAGCUACACCAUUCUGGUUGGAAUGCCUGUAGUAGUUGCUUUGACGAUGCCUCCAAAAACCGCAACCGUCUCAUCUUGCCCUCCCUGAUCUCCUCGCGUAUCUACGUAGUUGAUGUAGGGACGGAUUCACGGGCCCCACGGCUUCACAAGACAGUGGAGCCCACAGAUCUGUUCUGGAAAUGUGGUUUGGCCAACCCCCACACUUCUCACUGUCUUGGCAGUGGCCAAAUCAUGAUCAGUACCAUGGGUGAUCCUUCGGGUAAUGGCAAAGGUGGUUUUGUGUUACUGGAUGGGGAGACUUUCGAAGUCAUUGGCAACUGGGAGCAGCCAGGUGAAGCGGCACCCUUUGGUUAUGACUUCUGGUACCAGCCGCGCCAUAACGUCAUGAUAAGCACUGAGUGGGGAGCGCCCAAAGCAUUGGGACAUGGCUUUAACCCAGCAGAUGUCAAAGCUGGUCACUACGGACAGUGCCUUCAUGUGUGGGACUGGACCACUCACAAGCGAAUCCAAACUCUGGAUCUGGGAGAAGAGGGCGCAAUCCCUCUAGAGAUCCGAUUCCUUCAUGACCCUGCUGCAGCUGAGGGCUUUGUGGGCUGUGCGCUUCAGGGCACGGUCUUCCGCAUCUACAAGACCAUGAAAGAGGACUGGGCGGCAGAGCGAGUCAUCAAAGUUCCCAGCAAAAAGGUGGAAGGUUGGGCUCUUCCUGAGAUGCCAAGUCUCAUUACAGAUAUCUUGAUCUCAUUGGAUGAUCGCUUCCUGUACUUCAGUAACUGGUUGCAUGGAGACAUUCGACAGUAUGACAUCACUGAUAGGAGGAAUCCUUGUAUGGUGGGUCAGGUGUUCCUUGGGGGCAGCAUUUUGAAGGACGGAUCUGUAAAAGUGCUGGAGGACAAAGAACUGAAUAGCCAGCCAAUUCCCCGGAUAGUGAAGGGAAAAAGGGUUCAGGGAGGCCCUCAGAUGCUACAACUGAGCUUGGAUGGAAAAAGACUCUACGUCACCACCUCUUUAUACAGUGCAUGGGAUAAGCAGUUCUACCCUGACCUUGUAAAGGAGGGUUCAGUGAUGAUGCAGAUUGACGUUGACACAGAUAAAGGUGGCCUGAAGCUCAACGAGGAUUUCCUUGUGGAUUUCGGGGCAGAGCCAGGAGGUCCCGCGCUGGCCCAUGAGCUCAGAUAUCCUGGUGGAGACUGUACCUCUGAUAUCUGGUUAUGAAAUUGAGGCCAAGACAUCAUGUUCUGAGGGGCUCAGUUAUUCUCAUCAUGUAUGUAGUCAUGCUCACUAUUUAGUGGAGAUCCUCAUUGCUCAUCAUGCUUAUUGAAUGUGUGGACCAAAUGCUAAAAGGGAUAGUUUUUAGAAUUUAAAAUAAUAUGAUCAUAUACUCACCCUCAUGUCAUUCCAAACCUCUAAGACUGUCACAAAAGGAUAUGUUAAGAACUGACUGCCUCAGUUACCAUUCACUUUUAUUGCAUUGAUUUUCCAUACAAUAAAAGCGAAUUGUGAAUAGUGAAUUGAAUAAAAGCUAAGCUAGACUCUAUUAUGCCCAACAUCUUCAUUUGUGUUUCACGGAAGAAAUUCAUACAGGUUUGCAACAUAAUUGGCUACAGCAGAGUGAAUUAUGUGUAUUAUGUGAGUCACUAAUUCUCAUUAACUUUUUUUUUUUUUAUAAAUAUUUUUAGCCCAGUGAACUUCUAAAGGCUGUUAUUUGUUGGUAGGGCUUUUCAAAUCAUUAGAAUUGCAAAUUAGAUUUUUAAACAUGAUACAAGUGUACAGAGAAUGCUAAAUCCAUCUCUUUAAUUCCCUGUAUUCCUAUGCUGUUAAGAAUAUGUUCUAUCAAAAAAUAACUGAUAUAAUGCUAUAUUUUUAUUUUAAGUGCUUUGAAAUAAAAAAAAAUUAAAAUGGA
Molecule: messenger RNA, 2535 nt
Organism: Xyrauchen texanus (razorback sucker)
Lineage: Eukaryota; Metazoa; Chordata; Actinopteri; Cypriniformes; Catostomidae
Gene: selenbp1
Product: selenium binding protein 1
Exons: 12
Coding region: 426-1847 (473 amino acids)
Molecular function (GO): protein binding; selenium binding
Source: RefSeq, a predicted model, not a curated record